UUUUAUUUCCUGUUCUCCUCUCAUAUAGUACAAUGAAAUGUACGAUUUAGUUUCUUUACAGUCAAAAAUUUUUUUUCGCUCAUUUUUUCCUCCUAACGGUACAAUAAAAUUGCAAUUGGCUCAUAUGAUCAAAGUUUGUUAUCUGGUACACAUUUUUAGGUACAUCUAAAAUUUUACGUUUAACGUCUCUUAGUGCAGAUGCUUGAUUUCCUCAUGGACUUCCACUCAAAGAUUAAAGUCUUGAAAUUUAAUGAGAUGUUUUUUCCUCAGAUCCAAACGAAGACUGAACGCUGUAAUUAGGAGGCUUUUUUGUACUUUUUUCCUAAUAUUUUCUGUGAAACUCUAUACACAACACGCACAUUUUAAGCACACAAGCGUCUUUUUCUUCUCUUACAUGUCAACCAUAGAAUGAUUUAACUUAUGCUGAUGUUUAAAAAUAUGCGAACGAUAAUUUUUAUAGUUUUUGAACUAGCAAGGACAAACAGCUAUUCGAUUUAGAGAUUUUGUUCAGCAAUGAGAUAUAUGCAUGCAAAACUAAGUGCGUUUAACGGCUCUCAGUACUGAUGCUUGAUUUCCUCAUGGACUCUCACUCAAGGGUUAAACAAAAACACUACUAAAUCAUAAUUUAUUCUGCAGAAAUAAACUUUCUUCCACUAAUUCAAAGACGAAGUGGUUACAACUGAACUACUUUAUCUCACUGAUAUAAACCUAUGGUUCCUGAGAUAUUGCAAAAAAAGGUGCGUCAUUUUCUCGAAAUAAGGCUUCUUCCUCAGUUUUUAGGUUUUUAGAAAAUUUAGAAGAAAGCCAAAUCUUUGAUUCAACAUAUCAUUCGAGAGGACAGAAAACUGAAUCUGAAGUGAUACCGGUUGCUGCUGAUGUUACAUGGAUGAAUUGCGUAUUAAUGGAUGCUAUGUUAGCUGAAAGACGAUAUGAAAUAAAUCAAGAAGAAGAGGAAGAAUGUCGUGAUGCUGCACUUAGUUUUGGAGACAAUGAUAGGGAAUCUGGUUGUGAUGAAGAAUUUGAUUUACGUUGUGAUUCAAAGCAAAAAUCAUGCAGUACAUGA
Messenger RNA from Didymodactylos carnosus, 1063 nucleotides. The record is from the annotation of a GenBank genome assembly. NCBI's taxonomy places the organism in Eukaryota, Metazoa, Rotifera, Eurotatoria, Philodinida, Philodinidae.